UAUUAAAAAAAAGCCUUAUAUUCCUUAACCCUUACUCAAAACAGUCAAGAAAAUCCGUUUCUAGAUCCACCUCCCUUUCCUCACACCCACAAAAACAAUCCAAAUCUUCUGCUUCAAGUUUGAACAACCCCCGAUUCCUCCACCGGCGUCACUCACAACCACCACCGUCACCAUGAUCAACGGUGACGCUACCUCAAAUCAAUCACCGGAAGAUGAAAUUGACCCCUUCUUACGAGGUUACAACCCUAGCGAUCUCCGAACUGCGUCGGAAUUUCUCUCCAAUUGGUUACCUUUCCUCUCUAAAGGCCUUUGCGACCACUGCUCUCAGUCCAUCUCCGAUCGCGUUCGAUCUCUUCAUCCAAUGGAGUACGAUACUGAAACUGAUCAACAACAACACCAAGAACACGAAGUAGAAGUUUCAACCCCAAAUCAUAGUGAUUUUAGCGGAAGCAUUGGCACUUCAGUCAACCAUGGUGGUUGUAAAGAUGCAACAACAGAUAACAACGACACUGAUGAUACAAAUUCCUUGGGUAGCUGGAAAGACGAUGGAAACGCUACACCUGAACAAAUUGAAGGAACAUCAGGAAGUGAGAAUACUCAAUCACCACAAAACUUUAAACCCCCAAAACCACGAAUGUCAUGGGCUGACAUGGCACAGGAGGAUCUAGAAGCCGAGGAAGAAGAAGAAACCAAUGGGCAAUUUGGUAAUUUCACUAGUAGCCAAACGGAAGAAACCGGGUCAGAGACAAAAACAACCCGAAAACCAGGGUUGUCAAGAGAACAAAGGGAACGUAUUCGUUUCACAAAUGUCAAAAGGAAGAAAGAUUUUAUUUGCUUAGAGAGAGUCAAUGGCAAAAUCGUAAAUAUCCUCGAUGGGCUCGAGCUUCAUUGUGGUGUAUUCAGUUCGGUUGAACAGAAUCGGAUAGUUGACUUUGUUUAUGAGCUUCAAGAGAAAGGAAAAAAUAAAAAAUUAAAAGAUCGAACGUAUACCGCGCCUCAAAAAUGGAUGCGAGGAAAAGGCCGCGUCACUAUUCAAUUUGGAUGUUGUUACAACUACGCAACGGAUAGGAAUGGGAAUCCACCGGGGAUAUUGCGAAACGAGCUAGUGGACCCCAUUCCUCCACUUUUUAAAGUGAUAAUAAAAAGAUUAGUGAAGUGGCAUGUGCUUCCUCCAACAUGUGUACCCGAUAGUUGCAUAGUGAAUAUUUAUGAUGAAGGCGAUUGUAUUCCACCUCAUAUUGACAACCAUGAUUUUGUUCGCCCUUUUUGCACGGUUUCUUUUCUAAGUGAAUGCAAUAUUUUAUUUGGAACAAAUUUGAAAGUUGAGGGGCCCGGGGAGUUUUCUGGUGCCAUUGCAAUUUCUUUACCGGUCGGAUCGGUUCUUGUGUUAAAUGGGAAUGGAGCUGAUGUGGCGAAACAUUGCGUGCCAGCUGUUCCUACUAAAAGGAUUUCUAUUACAUUUAGAAAAAUGGACGAAUCAAAAUGGCCAGGCGGGUUUGUUCCAGAACCGGAUCUUCAAGGACUUGAACCGCUUUCAUACGAACCGGGUCGACCCGCACCCACACCCACGGGUGGUGGUCUGAACCACACCAGAUCACACCCUUCAAAUAGACAAGAUUUUAGAAGAGAUGAUCAUCAUACAAGGAACAAUAAUAGCUCAAGAGGAUUACGGGCCCCACAGGGCCGGGUUUAUGGUCAAACCAGAUAUCAAGGUCAAAGUCAAAGUCAAGGUCAAGGUCAAGGUCAAGGUCCAAUUCCUGGUAAUAAUAGAAGGAAGACUAGGGUAGAGUAUUGAGUAUCGAUACUAUUGACUUGAUUUUGAUGGAGAGUUGAUUGAUUGAGUACAUAUUAUGUGUGUUAUUCUUAUUCAAAUGUGAUUUUGAGUGAAAAUAAACAUGUUUUUGAUUUUUGUUUUGUAAAUGUGUUGUGUAAAAUCAUGUUUUGAUUGUUGAGUUUGUAUACUGUGGUUGAGUUUAUUGGUUUGAUUUUGAAAGAUGAAGGUUGAUGAUUGAAAAUAA
Lactuca sativa (garden lettuce) is the source of this 2018-nucleotide messenger RNA. RefSeq names its product 2-oxoglutarate (2OG) and Fe(II)-dependent oxygenase superfamily protein. Gene Ontology annotation, molecular function: demethylase activity; mRNA binding. Gene Ontology annotation, biological process: mRNA catabolic process. NCBI's taxonomy places the organism in Eukaryota, Viridiplantae, Streptophyta, Magnoliopsida, Asterales, Asteraceae. The record is from RefSeq and is a predicted model, not a curated record.